Gadus macrocephalus (Pacific cod) is the source of this 1016-nucleotide messenger RNA. RefSeq lists its product as uncharacterized. Lineage: Eukaryota; Metazoa; Chordata; Actinopteri; Gadiformes; Gadidae. The annotation marks the transcript as partial. The transcript has a single exon. The record is from RefSeq and is a predicted model, not a curated record.
AACUGCACAUGGAAAGAGCACUCGGUGUGCAGUGGUGCGUGGAUUCUGAUGAGUUCCAGUUCAGAGUAAUCGUCAAGGAGAAUCCACUUACUCGAAGAGGAGUCCUGUCCACAGUCGCUUCAGUCUACGACCCUCUUGGAUUUGUGGCACCGUUCAUCUUGUUGGGAAAGCAGAUCCUGCAGCAGAUGUGUCGUGACAAGCUCAGUUGGGAUGACACCUUACCUGAUGACCUACGACCUCUGUGGGAAAGCUGGCUUCAAGACCUGCGAAAUCUAGCCGAGGUGAAGAUUCCAAGAUGCUACGUUCCAUCAAGCUUCAAGGUCCAACACUACGAACUCCACCAUUUCGCCGAUGCCAGUGAGUCAGGCUAUGGAGAGUGCUCGUACCUCAGAGCAGUGAGUACGUCAAGUGAAGUCCACUGUUCCUUUGUAAUGGGAAAGUCGAGAGUCGCUCCUACUAAGGUCACAACCAUACCAAGACUCGAGCUGUCAGCAGCAGUGGUAGCUGUCCGCACCAGUGACAUGCUCAAGAAAGAACUGGAAAUAGAAUGCCUACAAGAAGUCUUCUGGACUGAUUCAAGAGUGGUCCUUGGUUACAUCAAUAAUGAAGCCAGAAGAUUUCACGUGUUUGUGGCAAAUCGUGUGGAACGCAUCAAGCAAAGCACAGAGUCUACACAAUGGAAGUAUGUGGCUUCAGAAGAUAAUCCAGCAGACUACGCCUCAAGAGGUCUCACAGCAGAGCAACUGGUAUCCUCUAACUGGUUCACAGGCCCAGACUUUCUUUGGCAGAAGGAGUUACCAAGUGGAGAUGUCAAGGUGGGAGAGAUCACAUAUGACGAUCCUGAGCUUAAGAAGGUCCAGGUUCUCGACACCCAGGCGAAAGAAGUCAAGUCGCUGCUAGAUCGCCUACACAAGUUUUCAGACUGGUCCAAAAUGGUGAAAGCUAUCGCCAGACUCCAGCGCCAUGUGAAAGAAAUUAAAGGGCUUCAGCCAAAGUCCUGUGAAGCCUGCAGUUUG